This is a messenger RNA of Rangifer tarandus platyrhynchus (Svalbard reindeer), 399 nucleotides long. NCBI's taxonomy places the organism in Eukaryota, Metazoa, Chordata, Mammalia, Artiodactyla, Cervidae. The record is from the annotation of a GenBank genome assembly.
AUGAAAGAAGGAAUGUGUUCUGGUCUGGUGGCUGAGCAGCCUGUAUUGUUUUCAACAGUUUCUCACCCCAGCAGGGUUUCCGGACAGCCCUACUGUUACCUCCCUGGGUCGGGAAGAUCCUCUGGAGAAGGAAAUGCGACCUGCUCCAGUAUUGUUGCUUGGGAAAUCCCAUGGCCAGAGGAGCCUGGCGGGCUACAGUCCGUGGGGCCACACAGUUGGGCUGAGCAACUGAGCACGCACGCACCAUUACCUCCGGAACCUGAGCACCUCGUCUCUGGCUUCUGGGGUGAAGAGGCAAAGGAGAGGGAGAGGAGAGCUGAGGAACCUACCCAGCCCUUGCCUGAACUAGUCGUCCCCUACUCCAGGGCAGAGCUGGCCCGUUCCACACACCCACGCUGA